AUGUGUAUUAUGGGAAAGACCAAGAUAGGGGAUUCUUCAGGAAUGUGUAGACGCAUGAUGAGAUUGGAUUUCUGGCUCACCGGAAUGGAUGGAAAGAAUCAUGGAUGUAUGUUGGUCAACAUUGAGGGAGAGGAAGUAGAGGGAGGAAGUGGAGGAAGGGCAUGUGAUAAGGGUACACAAAAUGGAGACGACUACCGGAGUGAGGAUGUACAAGACGAAAAUGAACAGAAUGAGGUUGCGUUAUGCGAGGAAAAGGAAGAAGGCGAGGGAAAAGAAGAUGGAAAAGAUGAGGAUGUAAACAAUGAAGGUAAUGGCGACGAAAAAAAGGGGCUUAAGUAG
Molecule: messenger RNA, 339 nt
Organism: Sclerotinia sclerotiorum 1980 UF-70
Lineage: Eukaryota; Fungi; Ascomycota; Leotiomycetes; Helotiales; Sclerotiniaceae
Exons: 2
Coding region: 1-339 (112 amino acids)
Source: RefSeq, a predicted model, not a curated record